AUGCCGACGAGCUCGCCAGUCUUCCAUUCACUCGCCAACUUCGAUAUCAAUGGCCUCUUUGACGUCCUCGCCCAGCUCGGCUUCAAGACAAAGGCUGAGCUCAUGACCGACGAGUUCAAGCGAGAUUUGCUCGAUAAGGCCAGAGCGAUCAUGAAGGACACUGUGAACAAGAAGCAGACUCGAUCCAACAUGCAGGCCGAGAUGAAGGAGUGGAAGGACAGGGUAAAGAAGGCGGAGGCGGAGGGCCCCGACUCGGCCAAGGCGUCCGUGAACCCUGCGUAUGCCUCGGUGGACGCCGAGGGCAUGCCCAUCCUGCAGAUUUUUGCGAAGAACGCCAAGGAGGCGCUGAAGGACGGCUCGAAGACCGAGUCCCUGGUCAAAAGGGUGCGCAUGUUCGCGGGGCGCGAG
Messenger RNA from Prorocentrum cordatum, 408 nucleotides. Lineage: Eukaryota; Dinophyceae; Prorocentrales; Prorocentraceae. The record is from the annotation of a GenBank genome assembly.